Molecule: messenger RNA, 477 nt
Organism: Neurospora tetraspora
Lineage: Eukaryota; Fungi; Ascomycota; Sordariomycetes; Sordariales; Sordariaceae
Exons: 4
Coding region: 1-477 (158 amino acids)
Source: RefSeq, a predicted model, not a curated record
AUGUCUCGCGUCGCCGCUUUUUCAGGUAUCAGCGUGUCUGUCGGCGGCCGAUCCCAUCAGGACCAGCACCGGGAAGUCAGUAUGGCAGUAUACCUCGUCAAUGUACCAGGGCGCCAUUUGGUGGAGGUAUAUACCGCAGCCAUGUUGGGUCCCCAUGUUGAUUUUGUGCGUCACAACCCGCGUCAAGGUGCUGUCAUUAAUCAAGCCUGUCCCAGAACGGAAGGAACCCGGCUGUCAGGAACAGGCGUGCCGGAGAAGGUGCAGCAGCAGCAGCAGCAAGCCACAACUUUCGACAAUCCAACCUCAGCUCACGACUUCCACCUAGAGGUACAGUUGAUAUUGUAUGGCUUGCCCCAAUCGUCCGACAAUUCAUGGUGUUGGUCUGGAGCCAGUCAUCUGCCCCAAAAUGAGAUGCUAGCUUCCAGCCAAGUGGAAUUCUCCAUGUUCUCCACCCCAAACCUUGUGUUGCUCAUUUAA